UUUUGCAUUACUGGAGGAAAGGAACUAGCUCAGAAGUCAGCCUGACACCCACAGAGAUUAAAACGUCUCUUCCUUCCUCUUUGUUUCCACGUCCCAGUCUUCAAUAAAUUCUAUCUGACCACAGCAGCAGAGGGACCCACUCUCUUGUGGUUUCUGUCAAGUUCCUGAUUUUCAUCCGCAGUUGAAGAUGAGCAAGAACUCUGUAACAGUGUCACCUUGGAGUCUGCACUGAGAGGUAUUUCAAAAUGAGUGAAGCGUGACUCUCAUAGAUGAAGGCCUAGACGCAGGAUCUUUAAUGAAAAAACACUUUGGCCACUUCAAGACGAUAAACACUCACUGGGCAAAACAACUUCACUGAAAAGAGAUCUCAUAUUAUGCAAAAAAAAUCUUAAAAGAAAUUCAGUGAUAAUAUCAGAAGUAACCAUCAAUGAGCAGGGCUCCACAAACAGACACCUACACAAACUGGCUCACCAGAAUGCCUGCUUAUCCAGUAAUCCAGUUAUCAUCAUCCAGAAGUCCUGUUCAUCUUUUGAUAUUUUUUCUGUUGCCUAUCUCUCAUCUUUAAUGGACUAGCAUGAACUGGCCUCUGCCUUCAGAAGUUACAAGAUGAUCAAUUCAACCUCCACACAGCCUCCAGAUGAAUCCUGCUCUAAGAACCUCCUGAUCACUCAGCAGAUCAUUCCCGUGCUGUACUGUGUGGUCUUCAUUGCGGGAAUCCUACUCAAUGGAGUGUCAGGAUGGAUAUUCUUUUACGUGCCCAGCUCCAAGAGUUUCAUCAUCUAUCUCAAGAACAUUGUUAUUGCUGACUUUGUGAUGAGUCUGACUUUUCCUUUCAAGAUCCUUAGUGACUCAGGCCUUGGCCCCUGGCAGCUGAAUGUGUUUGUGUGCAGGGUCUCUGCCGUGCUCUUCUACGUCAACAUGUACGUCAGCAUUGUGUUCUUUGGGCUCAUCAGCUUUGACAGAUACUAUAAAAUUGUAAAGCCUCUUUGGACUUCUUUCAUCCAGUCAGUGAGUUAUAGCAAACUCCUGUCAGUGAUAGUAUGGAUGCUCAUGCUCCUCCUUGCUGUUCCAAAUAUUAUUCUGACCAACCAGAGUGUUAGGGAGGUUACAAAUAUAAAAUGUAUAGAAUUGAAAAGUGAACUGGGACGGAAGUGGCACACAGCAUCAAACUACAUCUUCGUGGGCAUCUUCUGGAUUGUGUUUCUUUUGUUAAUCGUCUUCUAUACUGCUAUCACAAAGAAAAUCUUUAAGUCCCACCUUAAGUCAAGUCGGAAUUCCACUUCAGUCAAAAAGAAAUCUAGCCGCAACAUAUUCAGCAUCGUGUUCGUGUUUUUUGUCUGUUUUGUACCUUACCAUAUUGCCAGAAUCCCCUACACAAAGAGUCAGACCGAAGCUCAUUACACCUGCCAGUCAAAAGAAAUCUUGCGGUAUAUGAAAGAAUUCACUCUGCUACUAUCUGCUGCAAAUGUAUGCCUGGACCCUAUUAUUUAUUUCUUUCUAUGCCAGCCAUUUAGGGAAAUCUUAUGCAAGAAAUUGCACAUCUCAUUAAAAGCUCAGAAUGACCUAGAUAUUUCCAGAACCAAAAGAGGAAAUACAACACUUGAAAGCAUAGAUACUUUGUGAGUUCCUACCCUCUUCCAAAUAAAGACCACGUGCGCAUGUUGUCAUCUUCAAUUACAUAAGAUAAAUGAAUAAGAUAUGUGCCCUCAUCGUAAGUAUUAUCUCUAGCACUGCCAUCCAAUUUAGGUCAAUAAAAUUCAAAUAUAAGUUUCCAUGCUUUUUUGUAACAUCAAAGAAAACACACUCAUCAGUAAUUUCUCUAAUACUGACCUUUCUAUUCUCUAUUAAUAGAAAAUUAAUACAUAAAAUUAUUCAAUUCUAUUAUAUUAAAAUAAGUUUAAGUUUAUAACCACUAGUCUGGUCAGUUAAUGUAGAAAUGUAAAUAGUAAAUAAAACAGGACAUAAUCAAGGAAAACUCACUCAGGCAUCUUCCUUCUCUAAACACCAGAAUCUAGUAUGUAAUUGUUUUCAACACUGUCCUUAAAGAGUAACUUGAAAGCAGGUACAGUUUGAUGAAGGGCUAGAGGGCUGUUUGCAAUAAAAAGUCAACUUUUUUCCUGACUUGAAGAAGCAGGAUAAGCAGACACCCAGAAAAUCACUUAAGAAACCCCUCAUUGAUUUAUUUCAUGGCACUGCAAAGGAAAAGGAAUAUUAAUUGUAUACUUAGCAAGAAAAUUUUUUUUUCUGAUAGCACUUUGAGGAUACUAGA
Messenger RNA from Rhinopithecus roxellana (golden snub-nosed monkey), 2269 nucleotides. RefSeq names its product purinergic receptor P2Y14 (gene P2RY14). The coding region runs from base 607 to 1623 and encodes 338 amino acids. The record is from RefSeq and is a predicted model, not a curated record. The transcript is spliced from 4 exons. Gene Ontology annotation, molecular function: G protein-coupled purinergic nucleotide receptor activity. Gene Ontology annotation, cellular component: membrane. Gene Ontology annotation, biological process: G protein-coupled receptor signaling pathway. Lineage: Eukaryota; Metazoa; Chordata; Mammalia; Primates; Cercopithecidae.